CAAUCUAAUACCACACCAACGCCGUGCAGGGUAAUAUCAAUGGUAGCAGAAUUGCCUCUCUCUGUCUCUCUCUCUCCCGCCAGCUUCAACAGUUGCAGGAACAAUCUCAGCAUUUCACAAUCCCACGUAGACAACGAACAUCGCCCAUCAUGGUUGUAGUUCGGCGACGCAAAGGCCUUUCACCACGCUAUCUCACCUUCCGUCACGCCCGAUGCCUCCUGCGCCGCCAGGGCCUGCUCUCGUGUGAUUCUGAGUACAUUCAGCCAGGCCACCAGAGACUUCGCUCCUACCACGUCCCGGGACUGGUAGGUGGCGAAUAUACUAUCACUACCGAACAAACAGUCACCCCCCCAGGUGGGCAGGGAACAACCUUGGAAAGUCAGCAAACCUUCUAUGUCGACACCCCAGAGUUUCAACUGCCAGAAGACAUCAUCCACUCGGUCUAUCCUCCCCAGGGCCACGAAGAGUGGGUGACGUCCCUGCCUCAUAUAAUUUUCAACAAGCCGUCGUUGCCCUGGGACUGGGCAGCAAGCCGGGACGAGGACGAAGAAGACUACAGGGAGAAUCGAAACCGUGUUCCCUGGCUCGCACUGUUGGCUUUUACCAAAGAAGAGCUGGAGCUAUCCAAUCCAGACCUCACUAUUUCCGAUGGCAUAUUUAACGAACCAGCCAAGCAAACAUCAACCUUUGCCGUGAACAUGCCCGCUUCUCAGAUCAAGUGUAUCAAAAGAACAGCGAUCCCACUUGCUUUAGACACAGAUAAAGACAUCAGCACGGACGUGAUCUUGCUCAAACGCGACCUUUUCACUUCAUUGUUUACAAAGUUCGAUAAAAUGGGAAAGGCAGUACCAAGUGCAGGACCGGACGUCCGUCCCUAUCGAUUCCUCGCACAUAGGCGGGAUGUCAACACCGAAGGGAUGGCGUACGCGGCGUUGACUGCCACUGAAGAUGACCAGAUGUCCUUUGGAGUGAUCUUUGCCCAUCGCUCAGGCCCGCUUUCCACGACCCAGCCAACUCAAUGCAUCGUACACUUGGUCUCCAUUCGCGGCGUCGAGGGGAUGCAGUGGCCAAUCCCUGACGAAUGCCAUUUUGUGGCCAUGUCUUCGCUGCAUAGCUGGAGCUACAGCUGCUACCCUGCAACAACACCGACUUUGUGGGAGCAAUUCGCACAUCUGGGGGCGACCUGUAACUUGCUGCGCUACAAUCCAACAGAGGGAGACGAGAACGAGAUUCGUGGUUUCCACGAAAAAGUAGGAAAUCGGGUUCUAGCUCGACUGAAAAACGGUUAUACCUUGACGCGUUAUCGAGUCAAGACGGGCGAGUCCACCGCAUGCUUCAUGAGAGGUGCCUUUGUCCCGGUAAAGGACAACCAGGGUGCUGAUACAUGGGAGAGACUCUCAAACAUCGGAAGCGAUUUACAGAUACUCGAUCAGCAGCUGGGCAUGAUGGAUAUUACUUACUCAGCUGCCUGGCAACUAGGACGAGCCCUUGCUAUUACAGAUCAGGGAUUCGUCGCCAGCCUUGGCCGUGUUCGCAAACAGAUCUAUGACCGUGGUAUGCAGUACGCCCAGUUGGAAGCGCUUUCCAGCCAAGGCGUGCGAACACGCUCACAGAUUAUUGCAGCCUUGCCAUCCAUGGUGAAGUCAUUGCGUCAACUAACUACCAGCCAGGCAUUAGUUGCUCCGGACUACCUGGCACGGUCUCGACGUUGGCACCGGCCAGCUGUCGAGCCGAUUGAUCUCUCAUAUAAGGGUCGGGUGGCAGCCAGAGGCGGGGGAAUCCGUCGAAAAACGCUGGAAUCUCAUUUUGAGAGAGCCGCACUGGAGGUAUCCGCGGCAUACGACGAAAAUUCACCAGGAACUCCACUGGAUGAGCCAUACAAUGAGUUCAAUACUCCUUUUUCAGCAGACUGGAUGGUUGUCCUGAGAUGGAUCCUUGACCGAAUGGUACUGUCCAACAUUCCCACCCAAUAUCUGGUAACAGACAGCAGCCACCUGCCACUGGAGAGUAUCCGGUUUUUCCAGAUUGACACGCAAUGGAUGAAUGCUCUGAUAGACGGGGCACUCAGCUUGGCGAAUUACCUCGACCAAGAAGAUGACUUGGUUCGGGAAGCUAUAUUCCACGCGCUCAACUGGUAUCGCAAGACUCCAAUUCGCGAGCUGGAGGACAUACCUCCUCCUUUUCCUGUGUUUGGCUUCUUGAUGAGAUCAGGGCUCGUGACAAGGUUCCCCGAUCUCAAGCUGGAAGUAUUCCGGGAUGAAACGCCAAUUGACGACCUCAUGCUUCUGCGUCACGAAAUCGUCAACCCGGAUACAAUGCUGUGCUUGUUCGCUCAGCCUCCAUCUGCGGAGUCCUUCAAUAAGAUUUGGUUGACUCAGCCUCCACAUCAGCAGACCUUCAUCUCAGGAGUAUGCCUUAAACCCAAAUCCAUUGUGAUGAGAUUCAGGAAGGCUUAUACCGAGUCCUAUGAGGGCGACGAUGUCACCGAAGAGAUUCUGAACCCUAGAUGGAGAAACCCUACAGCAGGGCUUGAUAUCGACCCCGAGGAUCCAGACGAAUGCCAUAGCGAGGACGAGGAUGUGGUGGAUGUGGAGGACAACGCGGCCUUCCUGUGGGACUAUCAGCCACCAUCCGGACCGAAAGUAGAAGCGCGUCGCCUCUUGAUGGAUAAUUUGGCCAAGUUCUACCUAGAAACUGCUCAGGAGAAGAUGGACUCCAGUAGAUUUUGCGAUACAUUUGCCACGUCGGCCUUGAUGGGAACGCAAAUGGAGUCAUUCACCUGGCGCUUGAAGAUCGAGCUCAAGGACGCUCUGCACCAGCAAGUCGAAGUCUCGCGUGGUCCUCGGUCUGCAAUUCCUCCAGCCCCGAGUUUGAGCACCGAUGAGCCUCAAACCACAACGCCAGUUGCCCCUGACCAAGCGGAGAAUCCCCAAUUUCGCUACGCCUUCCGCUCCACUGACACUCCAAAGGAGGAUAACAAUAUCACCAUGACUCGAGUAGCACAGGAUCUGGUUUUUAGCAUCAAUCAUACCGGCAGAGCACAGGCCUUUAAUCUGCAGAGCAUCACUAUAACCCUGCCGCUAGGAAGUCUAUACGAUGAACCUCCUUGUAUAAUGCCAUCUUACGAGGGUGCAGGUGCUUAUAUGCUCACCAACGUCCGCUUCAAUCCCUUGGUUUCCGUAGACACCGAGAAGCUAGUCAUUCGGCUUUUACCACGAACCAACCUAGGAUACGUCCCCGUCGCCAACUGCAAUGACCUCAGCUUCAUCCUUAGCGGCGUCUUCGUGAACAGGAUUUCUACGACUGCCCCUGUUCCCAUGAGGGGUACGGUUAAAGAGAAGUACCUCUCGCAAAACGAACCUGUGAACCCAAGUACUGAAUUGCCCACUCUGUUGAUGAAGCCGGACCUUAACGAUCCCGAUAAAUUAUCAAUGGCAGAUCUCAGGACGUCUUUCCUUCGGUCGGUAGCAAUGCGAUGAUUGUGCUAUGUUGCCCUGCGUUUGUUCUUGCUAGGCAGCGAGUUGUUUGCCGCUCUUUAUUAUUGAUAAUUUACGGCCCGGUCAUUCGAAAUAUCAUCUUUUCGUCACAGCUAGAUAUUUAUUCUUAUACUCAUUGAUCUAGGUUAUGAUAAUAAUAAAACUAAGUCUGCCUGGGUUAUUUUCUCGUUCCAUAGACUCGAACAUACAUGUAUACCUUGAUAAAUAUUGUUGAACUUUAAGCUGCAAAUUAGCCGGUCAAGAUGGACUCUUCUAUGUCUUCUGAGGCCAUGGUGACUCCCC
Messenger RNA from Talaromyces proteolyticus, 3779 nucleotides. RefSeq lists its product as uncharacterized. The transcript has a single exon. NCBI's taxonomy places the organism in Eukaryota, Fungi, Ascomycota, Eurotiomycetes, Eurotiales, Trichocomaceae. The coding region runs from base 150 to 3479 and encodes 1109 amino acids. The record is from RefSeq and is a predicted model, not a curated record.